This is a messenger RNA of Uloborus diversus, 1296 nucleotides long. RefSeq lists its product as uncharacterized. Lineage: Eukaryota; Metazoa; Arthropoda; Arachnida; Araneae; Uloboridae. The record is from RefSeq and is a predicted model, not a curated record. The transcript has 5 exons. Bases 35 to 691 code for a protein of 218 amino acids.
UCUGGAUCCCUACCUCGGAAAGUUCAAAGUCGAUAUGGUGAAUGCCGCCAAUUCCCUUAUUCAUAAACAGAGAGAAGAUAAGAGUUUUGGUAAUCUUUACAGCACAGCUCUGAUUGUUCAAGCCCUCAUUGCUUCUAACUUUACCUACAACUGGGAUUUGGACGGAGCUUUAGAAUACAUAUACAGUCGUUCUCUUUCGGAGCAAAGUGUUAUGGGUGUUUACUACUGUGAGCUAGCACUUGAAGCUUUUAAAUACCCAUUUGUGAAAGAUAUUUAUCCAGGAAGAUCUAAAGAAUAUACAGCUCAACCUAAAUUUGAAUAUGGAUCUCGACUGCAUUACACAGUUCGAAACAACCUACAUCCACACGUGCAUUUUACAAUUGCCAUCCAUGUACCAAAAGAUUCUGACUUUUUCAACGUGAUGAAGCUCAGUGCGAUCGAAGAUUCCAAUUUUAUGUUUUCUCACUACUUGGAUUCAAACGGUCAUCCAGUCAUCUAUGCAGUAAAUGGAGUUCCUAACAAUGCCGAAGAGAAUUAUUAUUGGCGGUUGUGUCUUCAGCAAAGAGUGCAUGAAGAACCUGGUGGAUACAUUAUGCACACCGUUCACCAUUCUCCUAUUCUUGAGAGUGCUAACGAAUCUCAUCAUUUCAUCAUGUGGUAUAGAGACACUAUUUGCGAGAAGGAUCGUUGAAGUGCAACAUUUGAGAACAAAUUUCAUGGCCAGUCUUUCUCAUUUUCAUUUGUUAAACUAACUCUCGAGUUUCACCUAGUGUAAACUUUUAUCCAACAAUAUCAGUUGUUUGUUUUCGUUGUUGCGUAUUCUAUUCGUUAUAAACAGUGUCUUUCUUGUAGAAGAAAGAUACAUGUUGAACAUAAUUGUUAAACUUUGAAGCGAGUUAAGAGAUUUCCUGGAAAAGGGAAUUGUAAACAGUUUCUUCUGCUGAAUGUUAAUUUUAACCAAUCUGAGGUUGUAGAAAUGUACUCUUUUUGUGUGUUACCAUAUAAGCAUUGGCUCUAUGUAUCAUUUCAUGCUUUAUCCGUAACCCUUUUAGAGAAUGAAUUUUUAAACGCAUAAAUGAGUGGAAUUUAGUUUGAAGAUGGCAAAUUUUCCAAUAAAAAAGAAAGAAAAAGAUUAAAAAUUCAAUUUUUUUUAAUGGAAAACAAUAAUUCUAAGAGUAAGAGUUAUUUAGUAUCAAAUAUCGGUAUGAAAUAUUAGUAUUUCUAUUGUGGAUUGUUAGAUUAUUUUACUGUAAAACUUCUAUGAAUUAGCAAUGCUCAGUUUUAAAUGUGUUGUUU